Messenger RNA from Anthostomella pinea, 1809 nucleotides. The record is from the annotation of a GenBank genome assembly. Lineage: Eukaryota; Fungi; Ascomycota; Sordariomycetes; Xylariales; Xylariaceae.
AUGGCGAACCUAGGUAUGCUCACAAGAGUGUUCCUCGUCCUUGCGGCUCUCACACCUAUUGCGCAAGGCACUCAGCCGCACGCGGGUAACUCAACCUACUACAAUCCCAUCCUUCCCGGCUUCCACCCUGAUCCUAGCUGCAUAUCCGUCCCUAAGUGGAACGACACGUUCUUCUGUGCGUCUUCGAGCUUCAAUGCGUUUCCGGGUAUCCCCAUACAUGCCAGCAAGGACCUGCAGAAUUGGAAACUCAUUGGCCAUGUGCUCAAUCGACGCGAGCAGUUACCACGUCUCGCUGAGACGAACAGAUCGACCAGGUGUGUUCCCCGGUGUCUUGGUCUGUGGGAGGCUGGGAGCUGGACUGAUUCUACUACCAGCGGUAUCUGGGCACCGACACUGAGAUAUAAUAACGGGACGUUCUGGUUGAUUACUACGCUGGUCGACGAUGACCGCGACGCCGAUGAUGCAUCGCGAUGGGAUAACAUCAGCUUCAGAUCUGAUGAUCCUUUUGACCCUGCUUCGUGGACCGUCGCCACGCACUUCAACUUUGAAGGCUACGAUACUUCACCGGUAUGGGAUGUCGACGGCAGAACCUACAUCGUCGGGUCACACGCCUGGAAAGUCUUGGUCGUUCUGCUAACUGAGGAAAGCCCUGGCAUUCAGUUAGCCGAGGCGGACUUGGACACCGGCGAAGUCGGCGAUUGGAUGACGAUUUGGAAUGGUACAGGGGGCACGGCACCUGAGGGACCUCAUAUCUAUCUCAAGGAUGGCUGGUACUACCUACUAGCAGCCGAAGGUGGCACUGGCCUGGAGCACAUGGUCACGAUGGCCAGAUCGAAGAGUCUCCAUGGUCCCUACGAGGACAAUCCCCAAGAUCCCGUGCUUACGAAUGCGAACACGACCAGUUACUUUCAGACCGUAGGCCACGCAGACCUGUUUCAAGAUAACACAGGCAAUUGGUGGGGUGUGGCCUUGUCGACGCGAUCAGGGCCAGAAUAUCUAUACUACCCCAUGGGUCGCGAGACCGUCAUGGUACCAGUCACAUGGGAGACCGACGAGUUUCCAAUCUGGUCUAAGGUCAGGAGUGAGAUGAGCGGCUGGGUCAUGCCACCUCAGGACAUCGACAUCGGCGGGAGAGGGCCAUUCAUCGAUGAAGGAGAUGCCAUCGACUUUGAGCCAGGAUCCGAACUACCAGCGCAUUUCACGUACUGGAGAUACACGAUCGCGGAGUCGUAUACCAUAUCACCGCCAGGGCACCCAAACACACUUCGACUGAGCCCCUCGAGCCUCAAUCUCACCGCUUUGGACGGCAACUACGCGGGUCCGAGUGGGCAAACGCUCGUUGGACGCCGUCAGCAAGAUACCCUGUUCACAUACAGCGUCAACCUUGAUUUCGAGCCAGCAGCUAUCGAAGACGAGGCAGGCGUGACAGUCUUCUUGACGCAGAAUCACCAUCUAGACUUGGGCUUCGCGAUGCUUCCGGCGAACAGCAGCACCAUGGCCUUUCCAGGGACAAACUCGACCUUGAAUACCAACUCGACAGAGCUAAUACCGCAAUUCCGAUUCAGAGGAAUAUCCUAUAUCCCCGUUCCAGACGAUGUUAUUGCGCCUAUACCUGCGGCCUGGGUCGGCAGGACACUAAAACUCGAGAUCAGGGCCAGCAACAUGACGCACUACUCGCUCUCUGCUGGACCGGCCGAUGCCAUGUCUGAGAUGAAGACCAUCUUGGAUGUGUCUAACGAUGCAGUUAGUUGGGGGUUUACAGGUAAGAGCUUCUUGUGUUGUCUGGUGUUCGAUAUGGUGCUGACGUAA